Molecule: messenger RNA, 1501 nt
Organism: Aedes aegypti (yellow fever mosquito)
Lineage: Eukaryota; Metazoa; Arthropoda; Insecta; Diptera; Culicidae
Exons: 2
Coding region: 66-1223 (385 amino acids)
Source: RefSeq, a predicted model, not a curated record
AAGAAGUUCAUACUGUCGACGAACCCGUGUCGAAUCGCCAAUGGGGUCCCGUCUUCAGGCGCACAAUGACAGGGCAUAUGAUCGACGUCGUCAUUUCACAGUACCCGAAUAUAGGGGUCAAGAGAAGGCGAUCGCGAUCGAUCGAUCGAUCAGCGUUCCGUUUCUGGAUCAGUGACCACCACGGCACUCCACGGUGUCCUAUAAAUACAACUAGUUCCGGAAGGGUUUGGUCAGUUGUAAGUGAAGUGCGGUGCUUGGACGACAUGAUCGUAAAGUGCGUUUCGGUAGUGCUGGUCCUGAUCGGAUCGGUUCAGAGUGGACUGACGUAUCCCUACGCGGACGGAUAUCCUUAUGGGACGGCGAUAGUGACGGAAUCGAAACUGUUGAAGGGGGCUUCCACUAGAGGAACCACCGAAGCUGGAAAAGAUUUGCGGAACUUCAGUCGCGAUCACGUGUUCGACGAAGGCGGCAAGAUCAAUUCGGCGAAUGAUGCUAUACGGUAUCAUGCGUUGGAUAAUGCAGUGAACGGACACAGGAUAGCCGAUGCUUCCAAGGGUGGUUCGCUGGAUAAGGUGAACCACUUGGCCGGGGAGAAUUUCGAGGCGGAUAAGUCGCACAACCGGAAGCAGGUGAAAUCGGGAUUCACAAAUUCUUAUCACAAGGAUGAAUCGGGUAGCAAGAGUUCUUUCUACGAAGAUUCGGAUGACCAUGGUGGCAAGCAGGUGUUUGAUAACCGGAAGAACUUGAGGAACAACUUCAACGAUCACCUGUACAAUAAAGAGUUGAGAAAUGAUCAACUUCGAGAUCGGUACGACGAUCGUUUUGGAGGACAUGAUCUUCGCGGGGUGCGUGAUUUUCAUCACCAGGCGGCUGCCGAUCGAGGCAAUCUCCACGACUACCGAGACGGAUUUCGGAACGAUCGUGAUCAUCACGUGAACGACUACGCCCAGGAGUUCUACCCGGUGCUGCCUCCGUUGGUUCCGGUGCGCAACUACGACGAGCUGUUUCAAAGGCGUACCUUCCACGAGCCAAGGCCGAUGUUCAAAACGGGCCCUUCGUCGCCGAUAACGGUGUACGAGGAUCCACGCGAGUACAUGUACGAUUAUCCGGCGCAUUCGGUUGGGGAUCGGUUCCUGCGGCGACGGUACGAUGACGAUUUGGCCGAGCGUACGCGGAUCAUUUUCAGACCAAGUCCGCUGAUGAACUAUCCGCAGCGGUACUAGAGUAUUGUGUUUGUAACUUUAUUUAUAUCUGUAUGUUAAACAUACGCUGAUACAGUGUUAAUUCAGAUAUCUUAUACAGUGAGACUAUAAUAAUCUUUUUAAAUGUUUAGAGGCGUGAAUAAUGCAGCUUGGAUUUUGUUCAAAGGCAUCUCAACAUAAUCACUAAACAUCGAUUCUUUGAACAGAAUAACAAUUUUGUUUCAACAAAUGACCUAGGUCAUCAUUUUGGGGAUUCUGAUAAACUGGGUUAAAAUAAAAACCACUAGUUUAUAGCUAAA